AUGACUAAAACUCGUGGGACUGAUAUGGCAAAGAAAAAGGAUAAAAUUGAUUCUAAAUCGGAUAUCAAGUGUAUGGCUCAUCAGCAUGCUGAAUUUCUCGAUAAGUUAAUAAAUCUUAUCCCGGCGAGAUUCUACUUACCUGAUGAGACGGAAAGAAAGUGGUUUCCAGGUCUCCGCAAGCAUGAAAAAAUUGAAGCCAAGAGACAAACAAAGGAGAACCUAGGCGAAGCGAGGAGGGAUAGGUUGGACCCAGAGAAGUCUGCUUUGACGACUCUGGAUUUGCUGAUGUUGAGGAUAGAGAAGGAAAAGUCGAGUAAUGAUGACAGUGAGGAGGAAACAGAUAACAAGAAGCCUAAGACUGCUGGUUUUCAGAAGGGUGAUUCUGUUUCGUACGAGGAGCUGAGGCAACGUCUCCACCGCAAAAUUGACGAGCUUAAAGGCGGUCGUGGUGGAGGUUCAGGUGGACCAAGAAGCCAUGAAAGAAGGAAGAGGAUGCUGCCAAGUAAGAGAAAGAGGGACUCAGUUUCUGAGGAGCAGACGGUGGAAGAGAAUAAGUUAGCAGAUAAAGGCAAGGCUAAGUUGGACGUUGAAGAGGCUGCGAAGGACCUUACAUUUGGUUUUGUCAAGAUCGACGACGGUGAGGAACAUGGAAAAGAUAAAAAGAAACGGAGACUUUCAAAGGCAAAAGAACUUGAAAGGGCUAUGAAGUUAGAGGCUGCGAAGAAGGAUCCAGAAAAAGGUGAAGUAAUUGCAAAGAAGCACUCAUGGCAAGCAGCCACAAGCAGAGCAGCUGGUAUCAAGGUUCACGAUGAUCCAAAGCUAUUGAAGCAAAGUAUCCACAAAGAAAAGAAGAGGCACGAGAAGAACGCAGAGAAGUGGAAGGAAAGAGUUGAAGGACAACAAAAGGUCAGGGUGGAGAAGCAGCAAAAGAGAUCAGGGAAUAUUGCGGAUAGGAUUGAACAGAACAAGAUGCGGAAAAUCGCCAAGAGGGAGAAAAAGCUCCUGCGUCCUGGCUUUGAAGGCCGCAAAGAAGGGUUUAUCAAUGAAGGUGGCAAGUAA
This is a messenger RNA of Thlaspi arvense, 1059 nucleotides long. Lineage: Eukaryota; Viridiplantae; Streptophyta; Magnoliopsida; Brassicales; Brassicaceae. The record is from the annotation of a GenBank genome assembly.